CGAGAUUAAAUAUGACUUGUGUGCGCCAGCCUCAGUGCCUCAGUUUUCUUCUGGGUCAAGUCCUCGUCUGUACACAAUAUUCAUUGCUUUAUGUCUUUAGACUGUUCAUCCAUGAUGUUCAGUUUUUCUUAGUUGUCUGGUAUGCAAUUGUUUAUUUUCUUUCUCUUUACAUGCGUCCGCUGUACGCUUCGGCCUCCAUGCCUUCUUUCUUUUAUGCACGCCCGCUGAGCGCUUCGGCCUCCGUGCCUUCUCUUCUGCAUCCGCAGUACGCUUUGGCUUCUCAGCCACCACCUCUUGCAUCCGCUGCACGCUGUCGCUCUACAUUUAUUUCCUUUUUCUAUGACUCUAACAUAUAUUUCUAACUAAUUCUCUUAUUAGUUUUGGUUAGGGUGGUUGGUUGGCAUUGAAUAUUCGGUCUUGCAUUGGAUAAGGCAGUUAGCCUUGGUUACCCUUUGCGAGUUGGAUCCCGGAUGUUUAC
This is a messenger RNA of Cantharellus anzutake, 478 nucleotides long. RefSeq lists its product as uncharacterized. The record is from RefSeq and is a predicted model, not a curated record. The coding region runs from base 12 to 362 and encodes 116 amino acids. Lineage: Eukaryota; Fungi; Basidiomycota; Agaricomycetes; Cantharellales; Hydnaceae. The transcript has 4 exons.